UAUGACCUAUAUGUAUACACAUUACACGUAGAAUCGGUGUGUUUACAUAUAUUAUAUUACAAACUUUUAUGGGUAUUUUCUCGUAUGGUCUCGUGAUUUCCAGACACCGGCCCAAUCAUCGUUAAUUUGAUGUAAUAUAGAGGCGGCGCAGGGGCGCGUUGGCGUGAACUGGCAGAGUCCUAAAACAGUAUAUGCAGGCUAGCUCUAUUAAUAUUAUAAUAUAUUAUUAUCAUGCUAUUAUAACGAGCCAACGGCCUACACCGAAAACAUCGAGUUACGUGUAUUAUGUAGGUAUACGAUAAAAAUUAUAAUUUCGACAAUUAUUAUUAUUAUUAUUAUCAUCAAACCUGUUGCACUGCUCGUCGGAAACAAAAUAUCGCGCUGGAUGCGAGUCGAGAUCGUAUCUAUUGCGCGCGAGCAACGACAACGGUUCCAAUAGUCGUGUUAUAAUAUUAUAUACAAAUAUUUGUGUAUUAUACUUAAUAUUGUACGUGUGAUAAAUGUUUUUUUUGUGUUUUCGUAUAAAUAUAAAAUAUAUACCUCUAUGGGUAUAUACGAACCGCAGAGAGGGCAACGGUCAUGGCGAUGUGUAUAAUAAAUACUAAGUAUGCUGCAGUUCUACUUACAUGGAGGUACAUAUAUGGGCACGCGACAAAUGAUCGUAAUAUUAUCAUCAUCAUCAUCAUCAUCAUCAUCAUCAUCAUCAUCAUCAUCAUUACUGCCACGGUGUGCAAGAACGACGGUGAUGGAGAACGGUUGUGGUUUUGUCAACGUUUUGAAACAAUUGCGCUUAGCAGCUUGUACGCUUUCAUACUAUUAUAUGCUUUCCAGGUUAUUACGUCUGAAACAGAGCACUUUUUGGCCGACGAUCAUUUCAGGAAACCGUUCAAAUCUUUAAGGAGAACUGCUGGUAUGGAAUCGGGAAAUGUCUAUUUCCACCUUUCAGACAUCAUACUGCACGAAAGACAACCGUAGGAUUUGCGGACCAGGACUGUCGGACCAGGACGCCUAUAGCCUGCAUGAGGUGUUCUCGUUGGACCCCGACGACGGCGCAGUGCACUAUACAAUGUGCGGCAGACUGCGGUGCAGCCAGCAGUACCCCCUCGACGAAGCAAGAGGAUCUGGUGCUCGACGGCGACGAAUAUGGCAUGCAGCAGCAGCAGCCACUACAAGAGCAGGACAAGGAUCGGCUAUAUUGAAGAAAAUCAGCCCUGGCCGAAGGACCACAAUCGCCGGAAUCGCUGCCCUCGUCCACUUGUUCGUUCUAUCGGUAUAGGCCAGAGGUAUUCAAACGUUUUCAUCCCACGGCUCCUUUAAGUCUUCACAAAAUGUUGACGGCUCCCAAAUUUUAAAUGACAAAAACAUCAAUGUUUAUAUGAUUGUAAUUUAUAUUUUAUAAUUUAUUUACCAUAUUACAUAAACAAAAUAAAUUAAAGCUAUAUUUUGCGAAUGACUGUUGUACACAGUUCAACGUUUCCCAACCGGUGUGCCUCAAUGAUAUUAGUAAACGUUUUUCGUAAAAAUAUUUAUUGGUUUUCAAUUAUACUAUGCGGCUCCCUUCGACAAUUCCCUCGACGCCCCUGGGAGCCGCGACGCACAGUUUGAAUACCUCUGGUAUAGGCAAUCCGCAGCCAGAACGAUAAACUACUGCAGGACCGAGGGACUCGUAUAAUAGUAUAGUUUAAGUGUACUAAAAAAUGACCACCAAAUAAAGCGAACGUCUCUCAAUUGUAUCGUUUUGGUGUCGAUGGGACUUCAAUGAUAACGUCAACGAAUGAUAACGCAAAGAAAAAAUAGAAAAAAAAA
This is a messenger RNA of Myzus persicae (green peach aphid), 1806 nucleotides long. RefSeq lists its product as uncharacterized. Lineage: Eukaryota; Metazoa; Arthropoda; Insecta; Hemiptera; Aphididae. The record is from RefSeq and is a predicted model, not a curated record. The transcript has 2 exons. Bases 580 to 975 code for a protein of 131 amino acids.